This is a messenger RNA of Engraulis encrasicolus (European anchovy), 1759 nucleotides long. RefSeq lists its product as uncharacterized. The transcript is spliced from 10 exons. Lineage: Eukaryota; Metazoa; Chordata; Actinopteri; Clupeiformes; Engraulidae. Bases 149 to 1435 code for a protein of 428 amino acids. The record is from RefSeq and is a predicted model, not a curated record.
CAUGCCCUUGUUUGUGUGGCGAAUUACACCGCGUGCUUGCAAAGAAAAUGCUGUCGUCACCUCGUUAAGCGUCGAGCUGGUCCCGUUACCACAACAUUUGUGGGAGUAGCCAGAUAGAACUGUGAACGGAAGAAAGUUUUCCACACUAAUGGCUUCCUGGGGGAAGGUGGCAGGAGGAAGGCGACCUCCACCAAGCCCCAACGGCGGUAAAGUAAGUGGUGGCGUAGCCCGCUCCUACCGAAGAGCACCAUACCCUCUAAGAGAGGACAGAGGCGAGGAGGCUGAAGAUGGAGAAGGCUUUGAACAGCAGUAUGAUGAGGGGAACACUGAGGAAGACUACUCGACGGAGACUGACUACGAGGGCUAUGAACAGACUGCAGCCCCUGAGCCCAAGAGGUACCAUCCUGGAGAGAAGCGCCAUGCCAUCUACAGGUGGUUCUACAAGGUCCUGGAGGGCUGUGCGGCCAAGAAGCCUGCAGACUGUGUGGUGCUAGCAGUGAACACUCAGACUCCGGACUAUGCAAAAUCGCUAGCUCUGAGCUUGCAGGAGCGCGGCCUCUCUGUGGAAAUGCUUUGCCUGCAAUCGGAGGCGGGGCUGACGCGGGCGCUGCAGGACAUCCGCUCGGACGGCUGCCCCUUAUGUAUACUCAUCGAGCAGACUAACGUAACACUGUCCUCGUGCACAGUUAUCGUAUUUUCAGAGUCCCUCAAAAUCCACCGCAACAUGCCGCGUGAGCAGGCGCUGGACUUUGUGCUGGUGGAGUUCGGGCGUGUGCGUGGGCAUGCCGCAUUAGCGGCGUUGGCCCACAGUACCCGCCAGGAGCCCGCGGAGGUGUCGUCGCGGGCGGCCGAGCUCACGGACGACUUCCUGGCGCGGGAGAAGCUGGAGCGCCACCCGGUGCCCGAGGACACGCGCCACCUGCUGCUACUGCUGGCCGAGGGGGCGCACCUGUACCCUGAGGAGGUCGACACGCUCACGCACUUCCUGCACGAGCGGCAGGAACACUUGGAAGCCUCCAGUGCCUCUGGGGAGGGUGAGCCCCAAAGACGGGGUCUGCCGCCAGGCAUGGGCCCCCCUCCUCCUCUCCUGCCCACGCCAGCCGUCCCCGGAGCCCCCACCAGGGACAGACCAGGCCCCCCUCCGCCUUCAGGAACAUACCCCAAGAGCAAGCCACCCCCUCUGCUGUCGAUGGACAGCACGCCGCCAAUGCCCCCCCACCGGCCCCCAGGUCCGCACGGUCCUCCCCCGCGGGGCCCCAUGAGAGGCCACCCUCCCCGAGGGCCCAUGGGACACAGAGGCCCCCGGGGCCCCCCUCCCCAAAACGGGCCCCCACACGGCCCUCGUGCACCCCCACCCUCACUCAUCGCUCACCACCCGCCCGGCCUACUGCCCCUGCCAGGUCCUCCACCGCGUCCCCCAAUGCCACGACACUAAGGAGACACACACACGCACACGAUUUCUUUUAUUUGGAUCAAAGUGACAAGAAAAAAGAUCCACACACACACACACUCACCUGCUCUCCCACCUCGACCCCCGUUCUGUCCCUGGGACUGAGCUCCUGCUGAGGGUGCCCUGGCCAAGAACAAGCAAUCUCAAUCUGGAAGACGUUUUUGGUUUUAUUUUGUCUUUUUUGUGUGUGUUUACAGUGUUAAAUUGCAAUGUCUUUUGUAUAUUUUGUUUGUUCGUCAAGAUUCUAUCCAGGUGAUUUGUGAUGCAGAUUUGAAAUUUUGUUUUUAAAUAAAAAAAAGUUUCUGUUUA